Fusarium coffeatum is the source of this 1146-nucleotide messenger RNA. RefSeq lists its product as uncharacterized. Gene Ontology annotation, molecular function: oxidoreductase activity, acting on NAD(P)H. The transcript has a single exon. Bases 1 to 1146 code for a protein of 381 amino acids. NCBI's taxonomy places the organism in Eukaryota, Fungi, Ascomycota, Sordariomycetes, Hypocreales, Nectriaceae. The record is from RefSeq and is a predicted model, not a curated record.
AUGGAUCGUCCCAACAAAGCAAUCUACCUCUACCAAACCUCCAAGGGAAACCAUGAGAUCCGCACCAUCCAAGAUCCCUACGUACCGAAGGAUGCGCAGUCGCUAGUUGAUGUGCAUUACUCGGGCAUCAACCCAGCUGACACGCGCCACGUCUACAUGGACAUGUCAAACUACGUGGCUGGCUACGAGUUUGCCGGAACCGUCAAACAAGUCGGCCCCAAGUCGCCAUUCAAGAUUGGCCAGGAGAUCUUCGGUAUCUCCGUCCCGUACAACAAUCGGCCGAACUACCUGGGGGCGCACCAAAGCUUUCUUCUUGCUGAGGAUUUCAUGACAUUUGCGCGGCCUGAUCAUCUUGAUCCGGUUACAGCAGCUACACUUCUCGCUGGCGGCGGAACAGCUAUGGACGGGCUUCUCAAUGUCUUAGGUUAUGGAUUUGCACCUGCUGGUAUUCCUGGCGAUGAUCCUAGGAAUGUGCCGAUUCUUAUCUGGGGCGGUGCAGGUGGUGUCGGACAAGCUGCUGUUCAGCUUGCCAAAGCAGCCGGUUUCUUUCCCAUCAUCACUACUGCGUCUCAGAAGAACCAUGAUGCGAUAAAACAGCUUGGAGCAAGUCAUGUCUUUGACUAUAAAAGCCCAUCGGUCGUGCAAGAUAUUCGUGACCUGCUCAAGUCCGAAGGCUGGAGUUUGAAGACUGUUUUUGAUGCCGUAUCUACAGGCCUGGGUGUCUUCGACGGUCUGACUGAAGAGCAAGAGAAAGCCAUCCAGGAGAAGUACGACCUGAGUUCUUCAUCCAUGGCUCGUCAAUGUUGCGACCCCGACGUCCCGAGUAGCGACCUCCGGCUUACUUCUGUCCUACCUGUGAAGAUGGAUCCCAAUUAUGUCUUCUGUCUCAACUUUCGUCCUGUGGAGAUCCUGGAAAUCGGAGGUGAAGUGACCAAAGAUGCCAAGGAGCAAGAGAUGGCCAAAUGGAAAGAGUGGCAGCCAAGGAUUGAGAAGUGUAUUGAGUGGUUGAUUCAAAAUCAUGUGAAGUACUGGCAGCCACCUAGAACGAAGGUGGUCAAGGGUGUUGAGGAGGGAUUGCAGGGGAUUCAGGAUGUUUGGCAAGGAAAGAUGAGUCGUGAAAAGCUUGUUAUUGAUCACCGUGUUUAA